Carassius carassius (crucian carp) is the source of this 1055-nucleotide messenger RNA. RefSeq names its product PRELI domain-containing protein 1, mitochondrial-like. Gene Ontology annotation, cellular component: mitochondrial intermembrane space. NCBI's taxonomy places the organism in Eukaryota, Metazoa, Chordata, Actinopteri, Cypriniformes, Cyprinidae. Gene Ontology annotation, molecular function: phosphatidic acid transfer activity. The record is from RefSeq and is a predicted model, not a curated record. The transcript is spliced from 6 exons. Gene Ontology annotation, biological process: phospholipid transport. Bases 104 to 709 code for a protein of 201 amino acids.
CACAACCGCGCGCGCGCGUGCACGCACAGAAGGCGGAAAUGCAGCGGAUGUCGCUGAGCGUCAGGAUUACAGUAAGUGUUAUUAUUUGUCUAGAAAACGUCUGAUGACCGGGAAGCACUUCUUCAGCGAGACGGACAUCAAGAGCUCAUGGGAGCAGGUGCUGACGGCCUUCUGGCAGAGAUACCCAAACCCAUACAGCACUCAUGUUCUGACGGAGGAUGUAGUUUUCCGCGAGGUGACGCCGGAUAACCUGCUCCUGACCCGGCGGCUCCUGACGAAGACCAAUCGUCUCCCUCGAUGGGCGGAGCGCGUCUUCCCCGGAAAUCUGUCGCGCUCGGUUUACAUCAUCGAGGAUUCAGUCGUCGACCUGGGAAACAGAAGCCUCACGACGCUGACCUGGAACGUAAAUCACGCUAAACUCAUGCGUGUGGUGGAGCGCUGUGUGUUCGUGGGCGAGCGAGACCGCUCUGUUUGGACGCGGAUCACCAGAGAAGCCUGGGUCUCUUCAGGAGUCUUCGGUCUCUCCAGACCCAUUCAGGAGUUUGGUUUGGCCAGAUUCAGGAGCAAUCAGGUGAAAUCAAUGAAGGGUUUGGAGCACGCACUGUCAAAUCUACAGAAAGCAUCGGCCAUGUGUCCUGGAGAUUCUGCCGAGAAACACAAAAACAUGAAUUCAGCCUCCAAAACCCAGAAACCUCAGCAAUACAUAUGAUCAGUUUGAACAAAGACUGAAUUUCAUCAUCAUAUCAGGUCACAACCAAAAUAUCUGAAGAAAAUGAAAGGAAUACCACAAUGAUUUUUAGGAAUAUCACCAUUUUUAUCAUCAUAAAAUUAAUUUAUUUAAUUUAUUUUCCCCCAGUUCUCGUGACUGCUAUGCAAAAAGAUUAUUUAAACUGUGAAGUAUUUAUUUAUAUAUCAUUUGUAUCAUUCGUUGUACUGCCUUUAAGAUGAUUUCAAUUAUUUAUUUAUUUCAAAUCACUGUAUUGUUUAAUUACAAUAAAGAAUCACCGCAAAACUAAGUUUAUAUCCCAAUUCACAGUUAAAAUCUCAUAAUUUUG